This is a messenger RNA of Aphanomyces invadans, 771 nucleotides long. RefSeq lists its product as hypothetical. The record is from RefSeq and is a predicted model, not a curated record. Lineage: Eukaryota; Oomycota; Saprolegniomycetes; Saprolegniales; Verrucalvaceae. Bases 1 to 771 code for a protein of 256 amino acids. The transcript has a single exon.
AUGAUCUCCACUACUGCGUUGGACCACAUCGAGCCGAUCCCGUUCUCGUCGAUGCCGUUCCCUCUCUUGGACGAAGCGGACCUGGCCGUCUUUCACGACAUGGACUCGUUUGAAUUUGACUUGAAAACCGAGGCGACGUCCACCCGCACCGCCAAUUUGAACGAACUUGGCCAACAAGGCCCCGGCCCCCUCCGCACAACCGUGCAAUCGUCUGGCAGGAAACUGUGCAACAUGGACGGCUGCAGCCGCGUCGUUCGGUCCCGUGGGUUCUGUAAAAAGCACGGCGGCGGCAAGCCGUGUGCCAUCCCCGACUGCAUCAAGGAAGCGCACAACAGCAACUAUUGCAUUGGCCAUGGAGGCGGCAAGUGCUGCAAAGUCGACCAGUGCGCCAAUGCCGCGCAAUCGCAAGGUCUUUGUAAGGCGCACGGUGGCGGCGCGCGGUGUAAAUUCAAUGGCUGUGACAAGAGCAGCCAAGGAGGUGGGUUUUGCCGUACUCACGGGGGGGGCAAGCGGUGCUCGGAGCCGGGAUGCACCAAGGGCGCCCAGAGGCGGGACCGAUGUGCCAAGCAUGGUGGCUGCCGCGAGUGCUCGGUGGCAGGCUGUGCCCGGACGGACCGUGGCGGAGGCCUCUGCGAAGUCCAUCGACAGGACAUGACGUGCACUGUCAAAGGCUGCAAACGCCUUGGAAAGACCAUGGGCGUGUGCACUGUGCAUGCACGGCAGGCACUAGUCGGCGGCGGUCUGUUGACGCAACGAUUCACUCCUAUUUAA